AUGAAACAAAACCAGAAGAAUGAAGGAAAUCGAGAAAAAUUGGACAAGAGAGAAGUCAGUCAUUGGACUAAACUCCACUGGGAUGGCUUCCAGAUCACCGCCCUCAAAUGUCAAUACUCAAGACUCCAUGUGUCGUGGAGUGAGGUUAAACAACCAAAUGCUGAGAUAGAAGACCCAGAUCUCUCCGGAUCUGUAUCUCGCUACCGAUUGUUCGCCUCAUGGACAGUCGACACCAUUUCUGGCAAUUCGACUGCAGAGGGUGAUUCAUCCCUUACACCAACUGGGUGUAAAACCUCAGUCGAUACCACCCCCUUUCUUAUUAGUCGACCCCAUGGCAGCAAGAAAAAAGGCGAUCUUGUGCUAUACUCCAGUGAUCUCUUUCCUACCGAGGCACGCAAACCCCCUAUCAUGUCCCAGAUCACAUUCUGUAAAUCGAAAGGGGAAGCCUACUCAUCCAUCAGCUCCUCUUGUAGAUCAGUGUGGUUUUAUGAAGCGUCUAAGCACAGUUCACUCGCAUUGAUCAAGCAAGAGUUUUGCCGCCACUCCUUAAGGUUACCUGUUGUAUCAGACACUUCUUUCAUUCUUUCCCACGCUUCAUACCCCCAUUUCUUCUUUCUUAAGGUAAGGUAA
Messenger RNA from Sphenostylis stenocarpa, 630 nucleotides. NCBI's taxonomy places the organism in Eukaryota, Viridiplantae, Streptophyta, Magnoliopsida, Fabales, Fabaceae. The record is from the annotation of a GenBank genome assembly.